Molecule: messenger RNA, 6662 nt
Organism: Physella acuta
Lineage: Eukaryota; Metazoa; Mollusca; Gastropoda; Physidae
Product: transcription initiation factor TFIID subunit 1
Biological process (GO): RNA polymerase II preinitiation complex assembly; transcription by RNA polymerase II
Cellular component (GO): transcription factor TFIID complex
Molecular function (GO): histone acetyltransferase activity; TBP-class protein binding; RNA polymerase II general transcription initiation factor activity
Source: RefSeq, a predicted model, not a curated record
CAAGCUUGAUGUUUAAAAUGGCGAUGUCCACAACAAGCAAAAUUCAUAUUAUUGCAAUUUAGAUUAAUGUUUACGUGCAUUAUCAAAAUAUGGCAAUUUAUGAGGCAAUCUGUAUGAGAAUAAGCAUGUUACUCAAAAUGUCAUCAUAAAAGCUGAUUCAACUGAACAAAGCAAGCCAUGGACAGCGAUGAAGAGAGAGAUAUGGACCUGGACCUUAGCCUGGAUCAUGCUAACAGUGACCAUGGAGACUCCAGCCAGCAGGAUAAACAAACCUCUGCCAUAUCCUCUUUGACUGGGUUUUUAUUUGGCAACAUUGAUGAAAAGGGUGAAUUGGAGGAAGAUUUUUUGGAUGAGGAAUCCAAACGUCACCUGGGCUCACUAACACAGCUAGGUAUAGGGUCCAUGGUGCAGGAGAUCACAGAAGGUGGGGGUGGAGACUUGGGCUCUGGACAAGCAGAUGAAGACUUUAACAGAAAAUCACCAUCUGCUAUUGAUUAUUCUGACAUCAUCGAAACUGCAGAUGAAGAUAUUGAUCUGAAAUUAGUUGGUGACUUUAAAGAUGAUGCCAAUGAAGACACGGCCGAUGACGAUGAUAGGAAGUUGAUGCCACCACCAUCAUGGCUACCCUGUCCCACUCAGCCAAUCAGUGUCUCUACAGAUGGUGGCACUAGCUCAGGUCAUCAAACAUCAGUAGCAAAAUUUUCUACUGAUGAGCAAACAUCUCCAUCAUCAUUAAGCCCAGGCAAGAAGCUCAACACACCAUUGGCGGACAUGAUGCCUCCAGAACUGGCUAAUGUUGAUGUCACCAUGUUGUUCCCUGAGUUCAGGCAUGGUCAGGUGUUGAGGUUUUCUAGGCUGUUUAAAGCAGCCCACAUGCCCCAUGUCUGGAGGAAAAAGCGCAAGAGAAAAGACGAUGACGAGGAGAAGAAAAAAGCUGAAAGUAAAAAGAAAGAAAAAGAGGAGAGUGAGAAGAAAAAGUCUGACUCUGCUGACAAGGAAAAUGAAAGCACUGACAAUGUGCAGAAGGUUGGGGUUAAGAAAGAAAUGGAUGAGAGCAGCAAGGCUGAAAAGAUGGAUGACAGUGAUGAUGGUUACGAGGCUGGGGAAGAGGAUGAGUUGGAUCUUAAGAUCAACCUUGGAAGGAGCCCCAAGAAAGAAGAGCUGACAGAUGAUGAUGAGGAACUGCUCAAAAGGCCAACAGAUCGCUCCAUGUCAAGAAAUCAAUCAGGUCCAAAUGAGAGUGACCAUGACACAGAUGUGGCACCAUGGCGCUAUGGACCUGCCCAGUACUGGUAUGAUUACCUGGGGGUGGAUGAGACUGGACGAGACUUUCACUAUGACUUUAAACUCAAACCAGAGGAGGCAAAGAAAAGAGAGGAGGAAGAGGCAGAGAGGAUUGACAAAAACCUGGACUAUGACCGUUAUCUGAUGGUCACCCAGCAGAGGUGGGAGGAUAAAAUUAUCUGGGAUGGAGAGAAGUCCAAGCAGAAAGUUCUAGAAGAGCACAAGAAGAAUGCUGAGUUUGCUGGCUGGGUACCAAGUACAAACAACAGGACGUUUGCUCAGUCUCGGUCACAGUCAGGUUUUUUACAGAGAUCAAAGUCCAUCAUUGCUAAGCCAGAUUCUGAAAUGGGCAGAGAUUCCGAGUGGUUCUCAAUUUUUCCUGUAGAGAAUGAAGCCUUGAUCUACAAGAAUUGGGAGGAUGACAUCAUAUGGGAUGCAGAGAACAUGGACUCUAUACCUAGCCCCAAGGUGCUGACCCUUGACCCUAAUGAUGAAAACAUCAUCCUGGAGAUACCAGAUGACAUUGACCCCAACCAGCAGACAGAACAGGGGACUGGCACAAAGAAGGAGAAGGAAUCUCUUCGCAAGAGCAAAAUAUUGUUGGGUAAAGCUGGAAUUUUGAAGGAUGGAAAUGGAGAUAAGGAAGAGGUUCCUAACGCUGUUAAUGCUAAAGACUUGUUUAACCUAUCCAAUGAUGAAUACUACAGCCCUAAACAGAUGGACAAUGCCUUACGUCCCAACAUUGGUAGCUCUGUUAUACAGCACUCCACCCCAGCGGCUGAACUACGGCAGCCAUUUUUCCCCACUCACCUGGGCCCAAAUAAGCUGAGAACUUUCCAUAGGCAGCCAUUUAAGAAAUAUUCCCACGGUCGCUUGUCCACAUUUGAACCUCAUCCUGUGGACAGCCUCAACAAAGUCAUCAAGAGAAAAGCCAAGAUCAGAGAUCAAGAGAGACAAGCGUUUGGUGGUGGAGAAAUAUUUUUCAUGAGAACACCUCAAGAUCUAACCGGAAUGGACGGUGAGCUAAUUUUGGCUGAGUAUUCUGAAGAGUUUCCUCCCUUACUGAUGCAAGUUGGCAUGGCUUCCAAGAUUAAAAAUUAUUACAAAAGGAAACCUGGCAAAGACACAAAUCCACCGACUUACAAGUACGGAGAACUGGCCUAUGCACACACUUCACCAUUUAUUGGUGCUUUAAAACCUGGCAACUGCCUUCAAGCCUUGGAGAACAACAUGUUCCGGUCACCCUUAUAUGAACACAAUGUCCCACAAACAGACUUUUUGGUCAUUCGCACGAGACAAGGGUAUUACAUCAGAGAUGUUGAAACCAUCUACACAGUUGGUCAAGAAGGUCCUUUGAUGGAGGUCCCAGGUCCUAAUUCUAAAAGGGCAAAUAACUUCGUCAGAGAUUUCCUACAAGUUUUCAUUUACCGACUGUUCUGGAAGAGCAAAGACGAGCCUCGGCGAAUAAAGAUGGAAGACAUAAAAAAAGCUUUUUCCUCUCACUCUGAGAGCAGUAUCAGAAAGAGGCUGAAGCUGUGUGCAGAUUUUAAACGUACUGGCAUGGACUCCAACUGGUGGGUCCUGAAGCCAGAUUUCAGGCUGCCUACAGAGGAGGAGAUCAGGGCCAUGGUGUCACCAGAGCAGUGUUGUGGCUGGUACAGUAUGAUCACAGCAGAGCAGAGGUUAAAGGAUGCUGGUUAUGGAGAGAAGUCGCUGUUUUCAGUUGAGGAAGAGAAUGAGGAGGAUACACAGACUAAAAUAGAUGAUGAAAUCCGCGCUGCUCCAUGGAACACCACCAGGGCCUAUAUUGCUGCCAUGAAAGGAAAAUGCCUGCUUCAGCUGAAUGGUCUGGCUGACCCUACUGGCUGUGGUGAAGGCUUCUCUUACAUUAAGGUCCCCAAUAAGCCAACUACCAAGGAGGAAGCUAAGGAAACACCUGUGAAAAAGACUGUGACAGGUACAGAUGCUGACCUGAGGAGACUUAACCUGCAGGAUGCCAAACAGCUGCUGCGCAAGUUUGGUGUUCAUGAAUCAGAGAUAAAAAAACUUUCACGCUGGGAAGUAAUUGAUGUGGUGAGGACUAUGUCUACAGAACAGGCCAAACAAGGCCAGGAUACUACAGGUUGGGUAAAGUUUGCCCGUGGGAACCGCUACUCUGCUGCAGAGCACAUGGAGAGGUACAAGGAUGAAUGUCAGAGAAUUUUUGAGCUGCAGAACAGCGUUUUGGCAUCCACAGAAACUUUAUCCACUGAUGAGGAGUCGACAUCCGGUGAAGAUUCGGAUUUUGAGGAGAUGGGCAAAAACAUUGAGAGCAUGUUAUCCAACAAGAAGACUAGCACACAGUUGUCAAGGGAAAAAGAGGAAGCAGAGAGACGAGAACUACAGAGGAUGUUGAAAGGGGACAUGGGUGACAGCAAGGAUAAGAAAAAGUCAGGAGCUGGGGGGAGCAAGGAGGACGACCUCAUGCACCAUCGUGGAAGAAAGCUGAAAAUAGUCAGGACAUUCCAUGAUGAUACAGGCAGACAGUACCAGAGGUCUGAGAUGGUCAGCAACCCUGUGGUCAUUGAUGCUUAUCUGAGAAUACGUCAAACUCGAGACCCCAACUUCAUUAAACAAUUUGCUGCCAUGGAUGACCAGCAGAAGGAGGAGAUGAGGAAGGAGAGGAGGAGGAUACAGGAGCAGUUGAGGAGGAUCAAGAGGAACCAGGAGAAGCCUUUCUCCACCCCACCCCCCAAGAAAAAACCCAAGAAGGAAAAGGAACAGCUUCUCAAGAAUUCCAAGAUGAAGUGCGGAGCCUGUGGCCAGAUUGGGCACAUGCGAACCAACAAGGAAUGUCCUAUGUACAACACCAGGGGAGCAGGGGCUGGGUCUCUGCAGGUGGCCAUGACGGAAGAGCAGGAGGAGGAGGAGGAGAAGAACGUGCCUGUGGACCAGGAUCUCAUCAAUGUUGAGGGCACCAAGAUCAUCAUGUCCAAAACUCUCCUGGAACACGCUGAAAGCAUACGCCGCAAAUCUCUGGUGCUUAAGGUACCCAAGCAGGCAGUAGAAACCAAGAAAAAGCGCAGGGUCAGCAAUAUUGUACACUGUGACUACCUCAAGAAGCCAAAACAGUCUUCAAACAGACGACGUACAGAUCCACUGGUUACUUUGUCGUCUAUCUUUGAAACCAUCCUCAAUGAACUCAGGAGUAUGCCAGAUAUCCAGCUGUUUCUGUUUCCUGUCAAUCAAAAAGAAGUGCCUGAUUAUUACCGCAUCGUUAAACGUCCAAUGGACAUGCAGACCAUGAGAGAGAAUGUCAGACAGAAGAAGUACAGGUCAAGAGAAGACUUCCUGUUGGACUUAAACCAAAUCAUUGAGAACAGCAAGAUUUAUAAUGGUCCAGCUCACCUGCUGACACUGAAUGCACAAGCCAUGUUGACUCUGUGUUUCCAGAGGUUUGCUGAGAAAGAACAGAAACUGAUGCGUCUGGAGAAAGCCAUCAACCCACUGCUGGAUGACAAUGACCAAGUGGCGUUGUCUUACAUCUUUGAGAAAAUUGUCCUCUCUAUGAAAGGCAUGGAAACUUCCUGGCCCUUCCACCAGCCUGUCAACAGGAAAACUGUCAAAGACUAUUACACUGUCAUCAAGCGUCCCAUGGACUUGUCUACGCUCCUUAAGAAUGUCCAGUCCCACAAGUACCAGAGCAAAGACCAGUUUGUGGAAGAUGCUGAGCUCCUGUACACCAACAGUCUGCAGUACAAUGGCCCAGAGCAUGCGUUCACUAGCACGGCUCGUAAGCUGAUGGAGGUCUUGAAGGAUGAACUCAAUGAGAAAGAAGAGCAGAUUGCCCAACUUGAGGCAGAGAUCAGUGCAGCACAGGAGGCGGCGCUAGAUGCCGCUGACACUGACAGCAUGACAGGGACGUCUAUCAACAGAGAUGACGGCAGCAUCUUGGACACUGAAAGUAUGGAUGGGUUCAGUGGUGGGACCAAGGACCACAUGACCAUAGCUGAGGAUGACAACAACUCUGCCAUGAGAUCUUUUGCUGGGGAGUUCACUAAAAACACCCAGCAGGCUUCAGAUUCUGAGUUUGUGGACAUUGAAGGGGAUGAGGAGGCAGCAUCACGCAAUCAGGCAAACAGAGAGAACUAUGGAGAGGAUGGUGAGGAUGAUGACCUGGCUAAAGACCUUCAGUUGUCUGAUGGGGAGGAGGAGGAUGAUGAUGAAGAUAACAGUAUAGGAGACAUGAAUGAAUCUGGUGAUGGUCAGCAGAUGGACGAGGAGGUCGGGGGUUAUGACGAGAAUGCUCGAUCAUACUUUGACAAUCAGGGAGAAGAAAUGGUUGAAGGUGAAACAUAUGGUGCAGGGCAGUUUGAGGAAGAAGGGGACAGCUUUGAUCCCAGCGAGUUUUUCAAGAACAGCACGCUGGCCUCCGCACAGGCCCAGGCUCAAGCUGAGGGUGGGGUGGACAUCAACGAUGACCUGCAGAUUUCAGACGACAGCGACGACGACAGGAAGGCUGAUGCCAGGGAGCAGGAGGAGGAAGAGGAGGAACCCUAUCCCAUGAUUCCAACGGAGAAUCAGGCCACGGAGGGAUUUGACAUUAAUGAAUAUUUGUGAUACACUGGCUAAAUGGGAUAAGAUGAUAGCGUGCUUGUGGUUUUAUGGAUUUGUCAGUAUGAGUAAGCUUAUUGUGUGCUUGAUUGGUUCUGCCUAAAGUUGAUUGUGCGUGUUUGCUUGGUUCUACCUAAAGUUGAUUGUGUGUGCUUGUAUGAUUCUGCCUUAAGUUGAUUGUGCAUGUUUGCUUGAUUCUACCUAAAGUUGAUUGUGUGUGCUUGCUUGAUUCUGUCUAAAGGUGACUGUCUGAAUCUCCCUCAAGCUGAUUGUGUGUGCUCAUUAUUUACAUAAAGUGAAACAUUCAAAGUUUAAUAUGUUUAUAAUUAUAAUUAUAUACAAACUCCAUGUUAAUAUGUUAAUACAUAUCUGUAUGAUUUAUAUUUAAUGUUAUCAUUGUUUCACCUUCUAAAUAUCAUUAGUGUGAUUGGCACCAUUUUAAAUUCUGUAUCUAGUAUCGAUGUAGGGAGAAGUUUAGCAUUAACUUAGAUGCUAUCCUAAUCCAUGAAAUGUUUUCAUGAGGAAAUGAAAUGUUUUGUUGAAAACGUGUAACAUGUAACCAGCUAUUUUUUCUACUUGAAGUUAAUGUACCAUUUUUUACAUUAGAAAAACAAUUUCUAUCUUUCCCAUAUUGGGAUUGUUGUUUUAGAAAAUGUAAAAAUGUUUGUCUCUUUUAAAUGAUAUAUACCCGAAAUAACAGUGCUUUUAUUUUUAAUGUACAGUGUAAAGAAUUUGUGAAAACAUGAAGACUUCAUUGAAGUUUAAUAUAGACAAACAAUGUAAAA